Rotaria sordida is the source of this 366-nucleotide messenger RNA. NCBI's taxonomy places the organism in Eukaryota, Metazoa, Rotifera, Eurotatoria, Philodinida, Philodinidae. The record is from the annotation of a GenBank genome assembly.
AUGAGCAGUCUUGAUCAUCCAAAUAUGGAACAUUAUGCUUAUGAACAACCAGCCGAAUUCAAUCAUUUUUUAUUACAACAAAAUUGGACAUCUAGUAUAUUACGAGAAGAAGCAGCAAUUCUUCAUAAAUUAGUUACGGGCGAUGAAAAACCACCUAAUUACGUUACAGAUACAGAAACUCAACGUGAAUAUCAAAAUCCAAAUGUAAAAAGUAUAGAACAUUUGAAACAUAUUGAAGAAAAUCGCCAUGGUCGUCAUGCUUAUACACCUGAUCAAAAUCCACCGAAUGGAAUCUUGCCUACAUUCAAUGCUAAAGCGUAUCCUGAAGUCAUUCCACGUUUUCAUUUACCUAAAAUGCCAUAUUAA